GCGGCCGCAGGGAGGGGCCAGGUGACACAUCCUGCCGGGCCCUCCGGCCUCCCUCAGAGCGAGCGCCUGCCUGCGGCCGGUGAGCACAGGGAGCAGCCCCUCCCGGGCUUCAGGAUGGAGCUGUGCCGCCCAGACGCAGCAGAGCUGAGCAGCGGGGAGGCGGAGGAGCUGCAGAGGAUCAGAUGGCACCGGGAGCAGCUGAUGGAGGACAUCCAGAAGCUCAAGGAGGAGAUCGCAGACGUGUUUGCCCAGAUCGACUGCUUCGAGAGCGCGGAGGAGAGCCGGGUGGCCCAGAAGGAGAAGCAGCUCUGCGUGGGGCGCAAGAAGUUCAACAUGGACCCCGUGAAGGGCAUCCAGUACCUCACGGAGCACAAGCUGCUGACCCCCGAGCCCCAGGACAUCGCCCAGUUCCUGUACAAGGGCGAGGGCCUCAGCAAGACGGCCAUCGGCACCUACCUGGGGGAGAGGGACCCGGUCAACCUGCAGGUCCUCCAGGCCUUCGUGGACUGUCACGAGUUUGCAGGCCUCGACCUGGUCCAGGCCCUCAGGCAGUUCCUCUGGAGCUUCCGGCUGCCCGGCGAGGCCCAGAAGAUCGACAGGAUGAUGGAGACCUUCGCCGCCCGGUACUGCCUCUGUAAUCCCGGGGUCUUCCAGUCCACAGACGCCUGCUACGUGCUCUCGUUCUCCAUCAUCAUGCUCAACACGGGCCUGCACAACCCCAGCGUCCGGGACAGGCCUCCCUUCGAGCGCUUCGUGUCCAUGACCCGGGGCGUCAACGACGGCAGCGACCUGCCCGAGGAGCAGCUGCGGAACCUCUUUGACAGCAUCAAGAGGGAGCCCUUCUCCAUUCCUGAGGAUGAUGGAGGCGACCUCACCCACACCUUCUUCAACCCCGACCGCGAGGGCUGGCUGCUCAAGCUGGGAGGCCGCGUGAAGACCUGGAAACGGCGCUGGUUCAUCCUGACGGACAACUGCCUCUACUACUUUGAGUUCACCACUGACAAGGAGCCCCGGGGCAUCAUACCCCUGGAGAACCUCUCGGUGGAGAAGGUGGAAGACCCCAAGAAGCCGUUCUGCCUGGAGUUGUACAACCCCAGCUGCCGGGGCCAGAAGAUCAAGGCCUGCAAGACGGACGGCGAGGGCAAGGUGGUGGAAGGCCGGCACGACUCCUACCGGAUCUCGGCCGCCAGCGCCGAGGAGCGCGACCAGUGGAUCCAGGCCAUCCGGGCCAGCAUCACCCGCGUCCCCUUCUAUGACCUGCUCUCUGCUCGGAAGAAGAAGAUCGCCAGCAAGCAGUGAUCGUCCUGGGAGGUGGCGCUGUGCCCUGCGGUACUGGACACUCCUGCUCCCCAGUGCGCCCUUUCCAGGUCGCGGACCCGCCCCUCACCUCCGGUUGACUGUCGAGGGGAGGCAGAGCCGGGAGGGUGGGCGGGACCCAGGGGACAGGGUCCAGCAGCCCUGGCCCAGGCCCACUGCGGUAGGGUCGGGAGAACGGCGGAGAGGCCAGCUGCAGCCCAGGCCCGUCCCCUCCCGGGCAGCCCUGCCCUCACCCCCAGCCCUUUGCUGGCGACCCUCAGGAGGGCGGUGAGACCUUGGGCGCUUCCUGCACUGGCCGGUCCCCUCCUCCUGCUCCUCACCCUGACCCCGUCUCCAGCUCGAGCUCAGCACACCCAGCUCAGACCCACACGCGGGACCCCCGAGGUGCCAGGAGCGCCCGGCCCGGAGCCCGGACCUCACCAGACUCCAUCACCGACUCCCUGCGCCCUGGCCCUGCCCGGCCCUUCCCUGGUGCCUGGGAAACCACACUGUUUGGACGCGUCCUGGCUAUGCCCAGCGUGCAGCGGGCUGGUGGCUCUGGUGUGCUGGCUGGUGACAGUCCUGGCUGCUGGAGAGCAGGAGCUCCGCCCCAGGGGUUCGACCUGGGGAGAGGAACCAGGAAAUGACAGCCGGGGACAGACAGGACUCCGGCAGGACUGCGCUGCUAGGACGCUGCUUUGUGGGCUUGGUCUCCAGGAGGGCUGCCUGGAGGCGGCGGCCCAGCCCCAGUGACCCACGCAGGUCCAUGCUUGGAGAGGCAGAGCCAGCGCGGCCAUGGUGCUGAGGGGUGGCCCAGUGGUCCCCGCGCCCCAGGCCUUGAGAGCAGGGCCGACAUCCCGUGCGGCAGGCAGCUCUGUCCCCAGGGAGCAGGGUUCCAGGGUCCUCUCAGCUCUACUCACCCCCUCAGGCACGGCAGAGCCCGGAGGGAGCGGCCCCGGCAGGGCAGUAGGAAGCGGGGUUGCCUCAGCCCAUGGCCAGCGGGCGAGCAGAGCAGGCAGGCUCCCCAGAGGAGCCGGUGGGCAGGCAGCCCUCCUCCUCCAGCCCCCCACUCACGGGCGCGCUUCCCAGGGGUCAGGGCGGGGAGGCCACCGGGAGGUGGCGAGAACUCUGUCUCUGGAGGUGGCGAGCACCUGAUAGCCAAAUUGCACCCGGGGGCGUCUGCAGGACUUUUGAGGACUUCCACAGACCCAUGGCCUCUGAGCCCAGACCCUCUGCUGCCCCAUUAGGCCAGGGGCAGGGCCACAGGGGGGCCUGGAAGGAGCACCGACCUGGGGGCUGAGGUCAAUGUCCUCUCCUGCCUCCAGCACACGUGGGCUGUGUGACCUUGGUCUAUUCCCGCCCCUCUCUGGUCCUUCGCUUCUCCCAGUGGCAAGGGGCCAGGAGAGAGGUUGUUCCAAUUUCACUCAGGAGAGAGAAUAAAGUCAUCAUCCAGUU
Messenger RNA from Sciurus carolinensis (gray squirrel), 2751 nucleotides. It is a transcript of the gene Cyth4, whose product is annotated as cytohesin 4. Lineage: Eukaryota; Metazoa; Chordata; Mammalia; Rodentia; Sciuridae. The record is from RefSeq and is a predicted model, not a curated record. The transcript has 13 exons. Gene Ontology annotation, molecular function: guanyl-nucleotide exchange factor activity. Gene Ontology annotation, biological process: regulation of ARF protein signal transduction. The coding region runs from base 115 to 1299 and encodes 394 amino acids.